AUGUGGGAGCAAUACAACAUCUACUCCAGAACAAACUACACCUUCGACCCUACUCCUUCCCCGUAUAACAUCACCCCGGAGCAGGUCAACGCUACUCAUAAGCCCUUUAGUGUGUUUGAUGGCUGUGAACACAUGGUGGAGGGCAUCCUAUUUGACCUGAUAGUCCAAUGUUUUAAUAUAGCUGUAGGAGUGCCAGCCAACAUCCUGGUCAUUGCCAUCCUGAUCCGCAACAAGCAUGAGCCUACCACCUCCGACAUCUUCUUAGGCUGCCUGGCCUUCAUGGAUGCCUACUUUGGCCUCAUGGUCCCUAUAAGCUUCCUCAACUUCUACCACUGGAGGAGCAAGCAAGGCUGGAUGGCCAUGAAGUUCUCUUAUGGUGUGAAGGACACCAGCGGCCCUCUCUUCCUGUCCUGCAUUUGCCUAGACCGUUUUGUGGCCGUGCUCUUCCCCAUAGCCUUUGGCCAGCUCAAGGCUAUCAAGUACAGGAUCAGCCUCUCCGUGUUCGUCCUGUGCCUCACUUUUGCUUAUGCCUCAGCCAAAAUGAUCGGAGGCCUCCCCAACUUUGAGAAAGUGUUCACAGGUGAGAUCCUGGCCACGUUUGCCUGGAUGGUGGUGUGCAACCUGUCCAUUCUUUGGGCACUGAAGCGCUCACGGGGUGCAGGCAAAGACGAGAUGCACCCAAUGAAGAAGAAGGCCUUUAAGAUGGUGCUGUCGCUUCUGGCCAUUAUUGUGUGCAACUACUUGCCUCCAGUGGCGUUAUUCCCCUUCCAGGAUCACUAUUCUCCAAUGGCCUUCAUCUGCUACGUUCAGCCAGUGGGUUUUGCCUUCCUGAACAUCAGCAGCACCAUCCAGCCCCUCAUUUACCUGUCCCGCCUAGAAAAGGUGCCCUUUCUGCCCCAGUCCUUCUUAAAGAGGUUCUCCUGCAAAGAGAAAAAAGAGCCCUCACCAGCUUAG
Molecule: messenger RNA, 954 nt
Organism: Colossoma macropomum (tambaqui)
Lineage: Eukaryota; Metazoa; Chordata; Actinopteri; Characiformes; Serrasalmidae
Product: G-protein coupled receptor 4-like
Exons: 1
Coding region: 1-954 (317 amino acids)
Biological process (GO): phospholipase C-activating G protein-coupled receptor signaling pathway; positive regulation of Rho protein signal transduction
Cellular component (GO): membrane
Molecular function (GO): G protein-coupled receptor activity
Source: RefSeq, a predicted model, not a curated record